This is a messenger RNA of Macadamia integrifolia, 1273 nucleotides long. Its product is annotated as U11/U12 small nuclear ribonucleoprotein 25 kDa protein. The transcript is spliced from 4 exons. Gene Ontology annotation, biological process: mRNA splicing, via spliceosome. Gene Ontology annotation, cellular component: U12-type spliceosomal complex. NCBI's taxonomy places the organism in Eukaryota, Viridiplantae, Streptophyta, Magnoliopsida, Proteales, Proteaceae. Bases 380 to 886 code for a protein of 168 amino acids. Gene Ontology annotation, molecular function: protein binding. The record is from RefSeq and is a predicted model, not a curated record.
UCUUUGCAAGUCUCUGCCCUGUUCACCGCCCUUAUGGUUAUUCUUGCUGCAAAUUCCGAUGUUAAUGGCCCAAUCGUCUCUGUCGACCGGUUCUACAAUGAUAUUGAUAUAUCUCAAGUAGCUUUAGAAAAACUUCAUUCUUGUUUGAAAUUAGUUGAAGCUUAAUUUUUUUCUUAUUAUCUACUUCGGCCCUUAGUUAUAUACGCAUGAAGAUAUCAUUUGUAUGCAAUUUGGUGGUACUUCGUGAGAUGAUGCCAUAAUUGAAUAUAUUCUCUCAGUAAAGUUUUGGAAUUUCAUGUUUAAGGCAAUCUUUGGAUUUUUCCACAGAGAGUGAACUAUAGCAACCGAUCAGGGGAAGAGAAGUGAUUUCAAGGAAGAGAUGGAGCCAAAUGUGAAGAGUGAGGAAUCAGUAGUAGGAUACAACAGCAGCAAUGUAAAGAAGGCACGAUUACAGUCGAUGCUUUCGGCCCUCCUCAAUGAUCCCAUACUGGCUGAUGUUCCAAAGAAAACCACCCUUGCUGAUGUGGACACCUUGAUCAACUUGGAAUUAGGCAGUGCUAUGAGAAUUUCCAUUGUUAAAAUGGAUAAUACUACCUUUGUGUUGAAUUCGGCAACCGUUAAGGAUUUGAAAUUGGCAAUCAAAAGGAAAACGAAUGAUAUGGAGCAGUCUCAAAUGGGACAUCGUCACAUUUCAUGGAGGCAUGUUUGGGCAAACUUCUGUCUUUCCCACAAUAAUGAGAAGCUCAUAGAUGAUAAUGCUCUACUACAGGAUUUUGGGAUACGUAGCGGCUCUCAGGUACACUUUGUUUCCUUUGUUAUUUCAAGGGUAUAUCGGAAACACACUCGGAGGAGAAAACACAGGUUCUUUCAUGGUCUUGGCAAAUGAUACACAUUCACUAUCCAUCUUGUUUUUGUGAGGUGUUAUUUAUUGACCCCCAUCUAUGUAAAUAGGGAAGGAUGCUUCUGAUGAAUGUUAGAUGUUUUUGUGAGUUAUUUGGGUUCAAACAUAUUUUGAUGAUCAGAUUAUUCUUUUUGGAACCCUUUUUUUUUUUUUUCAAGUUAGACUAUAAAAAAAAAAGGUUACGUUGUUACAUGUUUUUUUUUUUUUUUUUGGGGGGGGGGGGUGGUGCGUGUGUGUUAUAUGAUACAAGAGGAUUGUCUUCUUUUUGUCUUUUCCAUUUUGUUAUAUAAACAAAUGUUCAAUGUGAUUUUGAUUAAGCUUGUCUUAAUCCCAUCUUCCCUUUCAUGAAGAAAAACAGAUGAAAUUUGUGUC